Drepanopeziza brunnea f. sp. 'multigermtubi' MB_m1 is the source of this 3612-nucleotide messenger RNA. RefSeq lists its product as uncharacterized. Gene Ontology annotation, biological process: G protein-coupled receptor signaling pathway. Gene Ontology annotation, cellular component: membrane; G protein-coupled receptor homodimeric complex. The record is from RefSeq and is a predicted model, not a curated record. NCBI's taxonomy places the organism in Eukaryota, Fungi, Ascomycota, Leotiomycetes, Helotiales, Drepanopezizaceae. Gene Ontology annotation, molecular function: mating-type factor pheromone receptor activity; pheromone binding.
AUGUCGUCCUCCAGCAGCACCUUCGACUACAAGACCCAGAAUGUUACUUUCCUCAUGAGAGAUGGUGUCACCCAGGUCACCGCAAAUAUGGUGGAUAUCAACUACUUCUACUGCUACCUGGCCCGGAUCGCCAUCAACUACGGCUCUCAGCUCGGUGCAUGCCUCAUCAUGUUCCUUGUUACCGCUAUCCUCACGAAGGAAACCAAGCGCAGAACCCCAGUCUACAUCCUCAACUUACUGUCACUCGCACUUGGCGUCAUCCGCAACCUCCUCCUUGCGAUCUAUACUACCGGUCCCUGGGUUGACUUCUACAAUACGUUUGGUGUCGACUUCGCCGAUGUUCCGCGAUCAGCCUACGCAAAUAGUGUCGCAGCAACUGUUGUCCCUCUCCUCCUGACGAUCACAGUCAACAUGUCGCUCUUCCUUCAAGCCUACACUGUUUGCAAAGUCAUGGAUAGAAAGUACCUUUGGGGCGUGUGCUUCAUCUCCGGGCUCGUCUUCCUGCUUGCUGUUGGAUUCCGAUUCGCCCUAUGCAUCACCAACUCUCGAGCAAUCCUGAACUCCGCCUUAUACUUCUCCUAUGCUUGGAUCUCCGUUGGAACUUUGGCAACCGAAACCAUCUCCAUCUGGUACUACUCCAUCAUCUUCACUAGCAAGCUGCUGUGGACUAUCUACGCUCGCAAGAAUAUGGGCUUUCAGAAGUGGAGCUACAUUCAGAUACUCGCUGCUAUGGGCGGAUGCACCAUGAUCAUUCCAUCGGGCUUCGCAGUUCUCGAGUACGCUGCCCCUGAUAGUUUUCCCUCUGCUGGUUCAUUGGCUAUAACCAUUGUCGCCCUGCUACUUCCCCUCUCUUCCCUGUGGGCAUCAAUGGUCACCACCGAGCCUACUUCUUCCUUCAACGUUUCACAACUUUGGGGAUCAAGAUCAUCUCAAGGCGGCUCCUCACUGGGAGGUAAGACCUUCAACAGUGGAUCUUCUGGGCAGAUGUCUUUUGGCACUGAGAGAAAGGGCAGUAAUGCACCGAUCAGCCCUUCAACCAUCGAUACAGUCAUCGAGCAUAUUCCAGUCAAGUCCUCAAGAGAUAGCACCGACCUUGAUCUCGAGAGAAUGGGUGUCCGAGUCAACCGCACUUACAUCACACAGAAAUCGAUUGAUCGUGGACACAAGUUCGAGUCCCAAGUACUAGUAACUGCAUAUUACAUGAUAGUUGGUAUCUUCCCAGGUGGCAGAUCGUCCUUGCCAGACUGCUCGAAAAAGCCGAAAAUCCAGAAAAGGAAGGGCAAAUUCCAACCUCCAUGGGUCUUCUCCAUGACCAUCAUUCGUGAUACUCGACAUUAUUUCUUGGAUCCAGUAUCUCAUUCUCGGGAGCUGGGCAUCUCCUAUAGAAGCGUUCGCUCUUCGACCCGCAUAGAACGAUUUCCUUUUUUGAUAAUAUCAACCAUUGUAUCACAAGCUCGUAUUCCUGCUCGUGCAGGCGUUAUCGACAUGAAUUACUUUACCGCGAAACGAAGCCCAUCCUCGGCAUCCAGACGGGGUGCCCGUCGAUCACGGCAUACAAAGUCGGAUCAAAGCCAGCAGCUUCAUACCAAAGGGCCUCUUAAUAGCAGGAAAGAAAAACCCUCGGCUCGCACAUCUCAUCGAAUAUCCUUCGGCCUAGUUUCUCUCGUCACCAAGUUCGAAGCUCUCGACGCAUUGAGCCUACCUAUUCCCGCACCCUCUUUGCAGCCGGCACCUCUUCAGAUACCGCGAAGCCCGUCCAAAGAUAGAGGCGGCACAGGACAUAACUACAGGAGAAGAUUAUCGACUAUAUUCAACCCUAGGAGAGGGAGCAUCGACAGACAUGGGAAAGAUUUUACCGAGAGCGAUUCCAAAGUCGCGCGAGCAGAUGUCUUUGUCUUAUCGAACAACGAGGUUAUUCGAGUAGGGGUUAGGAAAGUCCAGGACCCCGAAAUGCUAAGCAACGUAAGACUCCGUGGCGGUACCUGGGACGCAGACGGAACGAUUCGCCGCAAGGAGUUCCGCGGCGUGGCCGCCCCCUAUAUUCAGAAUGAGCUUUUGGGCCAGAGGAGGGCAUUAAUCGGGGAUAAGAUAAAAUUUUUCGACGGAAUCUCAACGGGAAAUAGCUCGCGAGCCAUGAACACUGCGGUCACCAACACUCCCUCUUCUCUGUCCCGCAUACAAGUCUGUGACAAAAAUUUCCUCUUGACGCCGUCGACUGCCAGCUCACGGCGGACACACGUACGAAAUAAUCGAAUUGAGGCGUUCACACCUACCAAGUCCAGCCAGACUUCACCCGUGAAGCAAUGCCUUGCUGAACCAUCGCCUGGUCACGCACUCGCUCCAAGCUCUCCCUCUAAGUCAUCGAUUAGCAAAAAUACUAUUCGGACUCUGGAUAGCUAUGGGAAGUACAGAUAUAAACAAGAGGGAUCUCCCUCUAUCUCGUCCAUCCAGUCCCUCCGGAAUAGACGCCAGAGAAAUGCGAUUCUAGAUACACGUCAACAUACAGCUCUGGGAGGAGACGGCAGUCCACCUUUCAUGGGAGAAAUGCCUGACGAGAGCAUUAGGCCUUUGAGCAGAAGACGGCUAAGCAACAAGAUAUCCGAGCUAUAUAGUGCUAAGAGCUUAGAGAAGAGAAAUACCUUCCCACAAGAGUACACGGCUGAACAAGCAUCGAGUGUCGCGAUCACAGCGAGAAACACUGAACAUAACUUAGUGACAGCUAAGCCGGGACGCAAGAGCGUUCGCGAAAGGAAGAAUUCCAAAGUUGCAGCCAUGAGGAAGAUAUUUGAUCGCAACUUUGCUUCCAAGUCAUCGUCUUCUGAUAAACCGCCGGCUCCACCAAUACCGGUCGCCGAAGAUCCUUUGGCCGUACCGGAGGAGAAACGACAACAAAAUGAUACAUUUGGUAUUCCACCACCGCCAGAACCACCGGUUCUUCCACUUGUGCCAAGUCCACAACCCAAGAUAGAGUCAAUGGUGAUGCCAAGUGUUAUGCAGGAAAUAACAUCCAAUGUCGGAAACGCGCCACAAAUAUCAAUGACAUGGCCCUCUCAGCCAAGCUCUCCAAAUAAAAAGCUUUCUACACCAAAGAGCAAGACAUUUGGAGAAAAGCUCAAGAUCUUCGAGAACGCGUCCCAGAAUACUGAUAAGCCGGCACCGCCGAUACAAAGAAGGCGAACGAUAUUCCGGAGGAAGCUGAGUAAGUCUCUGCGAAGUUUGUUCGAGCCACCCUCGCGAAAGAGUCAAGAUGAGGCCGAGACGGAAAAGACCAUGGUGCCAAUUGGCGAACCUGCGAAGAAAGAUAGGGUUCUGAGUCCAGAUGGUAAUGGUACAAUUGGUAAGAGGAGUACUGUUGUCGGCAGAUGGAACAGGUUUCCACCAACGCCAGUUUCAAGUGGAGGGGAUGGGACCAUGAGCGAGAGGCAAUCGUUGUCGCAGGCUGAUGAAGAGAGAGUCCACAUGGUGAUUAAAGGAGUCGAGUGUGGCUUGAAGGAACCAAGACCAGUUCGGGCGGUUGAGAUGGAACGGAUGGUUUUACUCUGUCGGGACCGGAAUGGCGACAUGUUGGAAAAAGGCGGGGUCGGACAGAGCACCACAAGGAGAAGAAUAUGA